This is a messenger RNA of Pyricularia pennisetigena, 2268 nucleotides long. RefSeq lists its product as uncharacterized. The record is from RefSeq and is a predicted model, not a curated record. The coding region runs from base 1 to 2268 and encodes 755 amino acids. Lineage: Eukaryota; Fungi; Ascomycota; Sordariomycetes; Magnaporthales; Pyriculariaceae. The transcript is spliced from 2 exons.
AUGGCUUCCAAGUCGAUACGAUCGGUGGACAUCAUCACCACCAGCAACCCGGUCGCGGCAGCCACUGCUAGGGCCACCACCAUCGGGGAGUUGAUCUCCACCAUCCCUCAAUCCUGGCGCCCCACGCUUGCACCCUACCUACAGACUACUUACCGAGUCGCAAGCAAGCUGUGCACAGUAAGCAACACUGUUGCACAGUACGAGCGUCAUGAGUCGACGGGUUCCUUCCCUCCCUUCAUCACCAAUGCACUCAAGGAACCCAAAGUCCAGUUCUCGAAAGAAUUCCUCGGAACGGCCGGAGGAACGUCCGCUGGACAAAACCUCCGGACCGCCGUGGAAAAGGCUCGCAAGGAUCUCCUCGCCAAAGCGAUCGCCUACAAAAAAGAGGAACUCUCAACACUCCAAGCUGCCAUCACUUUUGACACUCAAGAGUGGAAAUCACUCAUGAGGGGAGCAAUGGAGAGAGUGGCAGAGACCAUGGGCUGCUCGAUUGAGUGGCCUGAGGGCAAGCCUCCCAUCUGGACUGGGAAAGCUGGCCUCAAAGAACUCCAAGAAGAAUCUACGAGUUUGCUCACUAAUGGAUCUACAAUCCAUUAUCGUGCUGUCGCUCUCGCUAGAUCCUUGGCUGACAAAUCUCUUAUUGAGAAGACAAAGAACUUGUCGCUCAAAAAGAGUACUGAUGUCGAAAUGCGUGACGCCGACACCGAGAAGACCACUCGAGAAGUCGUACGUGACGAACUGAAGCAAGAAUUCGCGCAGUUCAAACAGCAGAUUGCUGGAAUGAUUGCUGUAAGACCCAGUUCCAAGCCUUUCAAGGCCUGGAAAACUGUUCAAGACUACCUUGCCCAGCAUGAGCUACUAGCCAAGCUGACGGACAAGAACCUUGGCCUAGCGGUUAUGCCACUACAUUGGUACGACUCACAAAUUUUACAGAUGCUAUCUGAUGUCAGCACUUAUGAACAAGUCACAUCAAUACCCACAUCUGAGCUCGUCAAAGAAAUGAUCAGCCUCCUACCCUCCUGGAGACUUCCAAACCAAUUGGACAAGUACAUUCGAACACCCAAGAAGCUGGUGCUCCCUGAGUUCCAUUGUAUACCCAAGGUACACAAGGAACCAUGGGCGCUCCGACCCAUUGUACCUUCACAUUCAUGGGUCACAACAUCAGUGUCCGAAGUACUAGAUCAUCUUCUUCAGCCCCUCCUCGAGCGCUUCCCCUGGGUUGUUGCAUCUUCCAAAGAUGUCAUCCUACAAAUCGAGAAGGUGCGAACUACAAAUACAAAGCCUGUGGUGAUUGCAACUGGAGACGUGACCUCCUUUUACACAAACAUCCCACCCAAGGACUGCGCGAAAGUCAUCGCCGGUGCCUGGAAACUUUAUAUGAGUAGCUCGACCAUCCCAGCGUCUGCCAUCCGCAAAAUGGUAGAUUUUGUCAUGGUCAACAACUACUUUGGAUACCGUGGCACAACGUUCAGGCAGAAGAUGGGCCUAGCCAUGGGCACGUCGUGCGCCCCAGUGCUGGCCAACAUUUACGCUGCCUACUUCGAACGAAAAGCCAGGAUUGUCAAUCAAGAUGGAGUGUUACUCUAUGUUCGAUACAUUGACGACAUCCUCUGCAUAUUGCAGGGUACCAAAGAAGAACAAUCGGACUUUGUCGACAGGUUCCGCCUAGGAAACCUUACAGUCCGGUGGGACAGUUCACCGGUCCGGAAUGAGUUCCUCGACAUUGAGUUGCUGCGAAUUCCUCAUGAGAAUCAUCUCAGAGUCUGCCACACCAGACUCUUCCGAAAACCCAUGAACCGUUUUCUCUACAUUCCCUGGUCUUCAGCUCACCCCUUGCAUGUCAAGAAAGGCUUUGUCAAAGCCGAGCUCACAAGAUUUGCCAUUCUUUGCUCUAGAUACGAGUUCUUUGCAGAAGCCCGUAUGGAAUUUUAUGGCAAUCUCCGCCGGAGGGGAUAUCCGGUGGAGACACUGAGACAAUGGUUCCUACAGAUUCAAUAUGACGACAGAGCCCGUAUCCUUCUUCCCAAACAGAAGAUAGAUAACGGCGCACCACUCAUGUUGUCAGGCCAUUACAACCCAGUGUGGGAUUAUGUAGAUGUCAAGGAGGUGCUAGAUGCAGCAAGAUCGCUGUGGACAAAGGAAGAGCUGCCGGAGUCCCUCAAACAGCCGCUGAUUCGAAGCCUCGGUCGAACAACAAGCCUCUUCGACUUGUUAUCGACCUGGAACAAGACACUUUUGCUCCUUCCUUCGGAAGAGGGGCCAAGUUAG